Capsicum annuum is the source of this 2528-nucleotide messenger RNA. Its product is annotated as pentatricopeptide repeat-containing protein At3g09060. The record is from RefSeq and is a predicted model, not a curated record. Bases 89 to 2221 code for a protein of 710 amino acids. Lineage: Eukaryota; Viridiplantae; Streptophyta; Magnoliopsida; Solanales; Solanaceae. Gene Ontology annotation, molecular function: protein binding. The transcript has 3 exons.
GCUAAACAAUAUAAUAUAGUACUUAACUAAAUAUUGAAUUUUCACAUAAUGUAUGUUUUGUCUUUUUUAAGUGGUGCGCCUUUUUCGCAUGUGUUUCAAAAACAUAGAGGCAGUAAGAAUUCUCUCUGUCUCCGUCACUAGAAUUUCAACAAUGUUACCCAAAAAACUCUCCCGAAAAUGUCUGUUAAAACUCUUGAAAUCGGAGAAAAGUCCGAACACAGCACUCUCCUUAUUCGACAUAGCUUCACAACACCCAAACUACAGACACGACUCCAUCACCUUCCACCACAUCCUCCGCAAACUCUCCCUCUCUUCAAACCCAGAGUUCCUCCCUCACAUAACCCGUAUCGUAAACAUGAUUCAAACUCAGAAGUGCAUAUGCUCUGAAGACGUCGCAUUGACUGUUGUUAAAUGCUACGCCAAGAAUUCCAUGGUUGAUAAAGCUAUGCAAGUUUUUCAGAAUAUGAAGUAUGUUUUUGGUUGUGUACCUGGUGUUAGGUCAUUUAAUACCUUGCUUAAUGCAUUUGUCGUUUCCAAUCAGCUGAGUAGAGCCGAGUUGUUUUUCAAGUAUUUUGGAACAAUGGGUGUGUGUCCCAAUUUGGAAACUUAUAAUGUUUUGAUUAAGCUUCAUUGUAAAAGGAGGCAGUUUGAUAAGGCGAAAACGUUGUUGGAUUGGAUGUGGGAGAGUGGGAAGAAAAUGCCGGACGUGUAUAGUUAUGCAACUUUCAUUAAUGGGCAUGCCAAGGAUGGCUGUUUGGGCGAGGCGUUGAAGGUGUUCGAUGAAAUGUUUGAGAGAGGGUUGUAUCCGGAUGUGACGUGUUAUAAUAUUUUAAUCGAUGGGUUCUUGAAAGAUGGCGAUUAUGAUAGCGGGAAGAAGAUUUGGGAGCGGUUGAUUAGUGGGACGAAUGUUUAUCCUAACGUGGUUAGUUAUAAUGUGAUGAUUAAUGGUUUAUGUAGAUGUGGUAAGUUUGAUGAAGGAUUGCAACUUUGGGAUAGGAUGAAGAGGAAUGCGCAAAAAAUGGACUUGUUUACAUGUAGUGCGUUGAUUCAUGGUUUGUGUGAGUUGGGUAAUGUUAAUGGGGCGGAGAGGAUUUUUAAGGAAAUGAUUGAAACGGGACUAUCACCUGACGUUGUUGUGUAUGGUGCUUUGCUUAAUGGUUAUUGUAAGGUUGGGGAGAUUAAAAAGUGUUUUGAGUUGUGGAAGGUGAUGGGGAUGGAAGAUUGUCGCAAUGUUACUAGUUAUAAUAUAUUAAUGAGAGGUUUGUUUGAGAAUCGAAUGGUGGAUGAAGCGAUUUCUAUUUGGAAGGUUAUGAGUGAGAAUGGCGUUGUUGCUGAUUCAACAUCUUAUGGAGUUCUAAUUCAUGGGUUGUGUAAGAAUGGGUAUCUGAACAAGGCUUUGAAUGUCUUGCAAGCUGAAAAUGAAGGAGAAAGAUGUGUGGAUUCAUAUGCAUACUCGUCUAUUGUUAAGGGGUUGUGCAGAGAAGGAAGAUUGGAUGAAGCAACUGCAAUGCUUGAUUUGAUGACUAAACAGGGAUGUACACUAAGUUCCCAUGUUUGCAAUGCACUAAUCAAUGGCUUAAUCAAAGCAUCUAAAAUUCAGGAUGCACUCCGAUUUUUUGGUGAAAUGCGGAGUCAGAAUUGUUCCCCAACAGUAGUAACAUAUAAUGUGCUGAUAGAUGGGUUAUGCAAAGCUGAAAGAUUUGGUGAAGCCUAUGAGCUUGUGGAGGAGAUGCUGAAGAAAGGGUGGACGCCGGACAUGAUAACAUAUAGCUUGUUGAUGGAUGGUCUUUGCCGAAGCAAAAUGGUGGACCUGGCCCUGAAGUUAUUGAAUCAAAUUGUUAGCAAGGGAUUGAAGCCUGAUGUGACCAUGGUUAACAUUAUAAUUCACGGCCUUUGCUCUGCUGGAAAACUUGAGAACGCGUUGCAGAUCUUUUUGAGGAUGAGCCAAUGGGAAUGUCUCCCGAAUCUCGUCACAUAUAACACCCUUAUGGAGGGAUUUUAUAAAGCUAGAGACUGCAAAAAUGCUUCAGCAGUUUGGGCUCUCAUUUUAAGAGGCGGGUUUCAGCCUGAUGUUAUUUCUUAUAAUAUUACUCUAAAGGGGCUUUCUUCUUGCCAUAGAAUGGCAGAUGCCAUAUUAUUCUUUAAUGAUGCCCGUAAUAGGAAAAUCCGUCCAACUGCAAUUACAUGGAAUAUACUUGUUAGAGCAGUUAUUUGUGGCUGAACUCUAAGAUGAUUUUCAUGGAGUACACACCCAGUGGGUUUUAGAUUCUAAUUUUCUACCCUGAGCAGGAAGUUCAACUGCAAUUAGUUAAAUACACUUAUCUGAUCUCAAAGUUCAUUGGUUUCAAUCACCCACUUCAAAAUUAUCAGGCCUACCAUUAUUACUCUCACUAUCAAGCCAAGUAUAUAUAGUUUUUGUUUUAAGUAUGCUCUCUACUCACUUCAGGUUGAAUGGUAACCCCUGUGAUUGAGACUCUAAAAUAUGGAUUUUGAAAGAAUUAUGCUGCCAACUCAAUUCUAGCUGAGUG